AGAGCCAUGCAACUGUAUUUUAUUUUUGUGGGUGAAAAAAAGCCAUGCAGUGCACUUUUAUUAAUUAAAGGUGUUAAUCGCAGAGUAGAAUUGCUGACAAACGUAGAGAGUGCAUCGUGAAUUCCGUUUGUUGUGUUGGGAAAAUGAGUGUGUAAAGUGUGCAUCUGUGAUUGAUGGACUCUAAGUGCUUUCAUUCGAAUACAAAUACAAUCGCUCAAUCGUCUUCCCCUCAAACCUUUUCUCUCCCCAACCCGAUCCCUCAAUGGCCUCAAGGACAAGGUUUUGCUUCUGGCCUUGUAAAUCUUGGUGAAAUAGAAGUUUUAAAGGUGACUAGGUUUGAGCUAAUCUGGAGCAGCAGUUCUAAACUAGACACAAAAAAUGCUGUUACAUUCUAUAAGCCAGUGGGAGUACCGGAUAGUUUCCAUAUCCUUGGGCACUAUUGUCAACCCAAUGACAAGCCUUUACACGGUUUUAUACUUGUGGCAAGGGAAGUGGAAACUUGCUUGCCUGAAACUGCUGAUAUUCGCAACCAGGAUAAGUUACCUCCUCUGAAGAAUCCUCUUGAUUUUAAGUUAAUUUGGAAUCAAAAUGCAGGAAAUCAGGAAAUGUCAAGUGCAUACUUUUGGCUACCUGUGCCUCCUGAAGGUUACAUGGCCAUUGGCUAUUUGGUUACUAACAAACCUGACAAGCCUGAGUUGGAUGAAAUAUGCUGUGUUCGAAUUGACCUCACUGAUAAAUAUCAACCUUACCGCUUAAUACUUGCUGCAGGUUCUAGAAGUCCAGAGUUUUCAUUUCAGGUGUGGAGCUUGAGACCUUGUGACCGUGGCAUGUUAGGGAAAGGAGUUUCUGGUUGGACUUUUUUCUGCAGUAGUGACUGGAGAAUGGGAGAAGAGUUGCCCGUUGCAUGCUUGAAGAACCUGAAUCCAGUGUUACCAGCGAUGCCAAAUUUGGAACAAAUACAUGCACUUAUUAAGCAUUAUGGCCCCACUAUUUUCUUUCAUCCUGAGGAAAUUUACUUGCCAUCUUCUGUUGAUUGGUUUUUCAACAAUGGAGCCUUGUUGUACAAAAAGGGUGUGUCUACAGGAGAGGGAAUUGAUGCAGCUGGCUCAAAUCUACCAGAAGGGGGAACAAAUGAUGGGCAGUUUUGGAUAGACUUGCCAAGUGAUGAUCAAAGGGAUUUGCUCAAACAUGGGGACUUGAAAAGUGCAAGGCUUUAUGUUCAUGUGAAGCCAGCUCUUGGUGGAACUUUUACAGACAUUGCAAUGUGGGUUUUUUGUCCUUUCAAUGGACCAGCCACUCUGAAAAUUGGAAUUAAGAAUAUUCAUUUGAGCAAGAUUGGAGAGCAUGUUGGUGACUGGGAGCAUUUUACGCUUCGUAUAUGCAACUUCAGUGGAGAACUCUAUAGUAUAUACUUCUCACAGCACAGUGGUGGUGAAUGGGUGGAUUCCGGUGACUUAGACUAUAUUGAGGGCAAUAAAGCUAUUGUUUACUCAUCAAAAAAUGGACAUGCAAGUUACCCUCAUCCUGGGACCUAUAUUCAAGGCUCUCCAAAACUUGGGAUUGGCAUUAGGAAUGAUGCUGCUAGCAGUAAUUUGUACGUGGAUUCUAGUAUUCACUAUGAGGUUGUUGCAGCUGAGUAUCUAGAAAAUGCAGUCAUUGAGCCUCAUUGGUUGCAGUUUAUGAGAGAAUGGGGUCCCAAAAUUGUUUAUGAUUCAAAAACUGAGCUUUAUAAGAUAAUCAAUGCUCUUCCACGCAUCAUUCGAUAUUCAGUGAGAAACUUGUUUGACAAGUUUCCCGGGGAACUGUAUGGUGAGGAAGGUCCCACAGGGCCAAAAGAGAAAAAUAAUUGGAUAAAUGAUGAAAGAUGGUGAUUUUAUGUUACUGUUCAUAUGUCAAAUGUUGGUGAUUGCAAAUUGUAGACUGUAAUGUAAUGUAUUUUUGUACGUACACACCCACACACCAGAGAGAGAGAUAUGUAAUUGCCAAAUUUAUCAUGCAGUUUCCAUGAAAAAUUAAUAAUUGUUGAACGGAAUCCUGUCAAAGAAUCAUAUGCAUGUAACUCUUGAAAUAUAACAAGGCCCUGCGCAGUUUAAUCG
Abrus precatorius (Indian licorice) is the source of this 2096-nucleotide messenger RNA. RefSeq lists its product as uncharacterized. The coding region runs from base 174 to 1871 and encodes 565 amino acids. The record is from RefSeq and is a predicted model, not a curated record. Lineage: Eukaryota; Viridiplantae; Streptophyta; Magnoliopsida; Fabales; Fabaceae. The transcript is spliced from 2 exons.